GGUGAAGAUACUAGUAGCGUCCUUGCUCCUAGUAGCGAUGCCCUUUGCUCCUAGUAGCGUCCUUGUUGAGCGCAGAGUGGUUUUUCAAGAUUGAGCAUUUAUGGCUCCUUGAUAUGGCAAGAAAGAUCUGGACCUCAUGCAAUAGGGUCCAUGUCUGACAUGUCCUCGAAGGUCAGUUUUGAUCCAGCAAUGGAGCUUCCAAACGGUAAUUGGCAGAAGUUUGACUUGUGGUGUUGCUGCGACUGAGUUUGGAACGCUACUUGGUCUACUUUUUUUGUUUUUAUUGAUUCUUGUGAAAGAAGCCAGGCUGAUAGGAGCGAUUGCGGAACUUGAGCAAGCCAUUCACUGACCUUGGCUCAAGAGCGAAGGACACUAGUGGCCAUGAUCCAUUGACCUGUGGACGAUGCUUGCAGCUGGGCCUGCACCUGGCUGGGCAGCAUGGGGACAGAUGCCCAGGAUGGUGCAGAUGCCAGGCCGUGCUACCGCCCCAAGUGCACCAGCUGCCAGUCGCGUGGCUCACCAGCUUCAGGGUACAGCUCCGAGCCACGGCCGAGGACAUCACAGUUUGAGUCCAGGGACAAGAGUGGCCGCUGAUGGCGUGAGAGGAAACAGCGUGGUGAUGACUUCACACUCUGCGGUGGUGGCGGGCGGGCGGCCACAAGGGGUCGCACCUGCCGCGCAGACCACCCGCAAUCGGCCGCCUCCUCAGGACUAUGUGCUCCAGCACGGCCUCUACCGGCGACCUCAUCAUUCUAUGCCACCCCAGGGUCCACAGAGCCCAUCGGGUGGUGCACCCGUUCAGACACAAGUGAGGCAGCAACACUCGAGCCACCAACUUCCACAAACCAAAGUUACUCCAUCUGGAGGACCCUUUUCGAAACUGCCUGUUCACUACAACGUUGGAGGUUCCAGUGGAUCUACCAAGAAAAAGAGCGAGAAACCAGCAGCUGCAGAGUACAGUGAUGAUGACGAGCUGGCGCCAGGCUCAUUCUUCAGCAAGAAGAAGUUAUCCUUGCUUGUGCGCUGCAUCUCUUUCAUUCACCAGGAGAUCACCUCCAGCGAUGAUAUGCCUCCACAUGCCAUGGAACUGAGACAACUCUACACAGAGGAGCAAUACCACAUCUCGAAUUGCCGCACAGAUCUGCGUGGAUGGCGGCGAUCGCUGGGAGACACAAAUCCUUUGGAGAUCGCCAACUUUGUUCUGGGCUUGUUCGAGAACGGCUUCUUCGAGGUGUCUGAACUCAUUUGCUGUUUGAUUUUUCUGAGACGCUUUCGUGAGAAGACUGGGCUUCGAAUGGACGCGGCUUGUUGGAGGCCGCUCUUUCUUGCGGCCCUUUUGGUGACAGACAAGUACCUCAUCGACAGCUCGGUGAAGGGCAGUUCCAUGUCAGAACAAUCCAUGUUUCCCGUUUUGUCUCCUUCGCAGGUCUUCUCCUUGGAGUUGACCUUCUGGAAGAGCUUGGAUUUCGGUCGCUUGUGGCUGACACGACGGGAUUUCAGGAGCUUCUGCCAGGAGUUGGAGCUCCAAGUGCCAGAAAGCUUCGAAGUGGCCAGGUUUGUCAAGAGCCACAAUUAUGUGAAGUCUGACACAUUCACAUGGGGAGAGAGCAAAGAAGUGCAAGCACACGAUUUCUUGCAGGGACACUCAAAAAGUCAUAGUAAGAGUGGGGCCACUCUUAAUCACAUGCAAUUCCAGACACCCUCCAAUGGUGUUACAGUGAAGCCAGUUCAGCCAUGGAAGCCACGUCAAACCGUUUAUGUGCAACAUGUGGACUCGAAGGAGGAUGUCGAUGCCCUGGCCAUCCGUGAUGGUAUCUCACCUCGCAGGAGGAAUGAGAAGGUGCCAGACCGAGUGCCAACUCAAAAUGGUAGCAAACCUCGAGCAAACUCUCAACCCUUUGUUGGUGAACGCAACCCAACAAAGCAACUGGGCACUUCGGGAAGCCUGGGUUACAACUUGCGGUCGUCGCCUCGGCAACAGGUCUCUUCGGGACCGUGCCUGGUCGCCGAAGUUCAUGAAACCAGAGACGACCCGAGCUUGCUCUCCUUCGCAGAGAAGACACACAUUUUCAAUGUGCGAAGCCAGAGUCAAAGCGAUCCACGACGGCCACAAUGGCCAUCACAAAUGAUGUCCAGACCUAUGGUGGGUGGUCCGUACGUCCAACGUCCGUUUGGAGGUUCCACCUUGGACCCUAAGAGCUUCACCUUUACUCCCAACAUGCGCAGUACGAUCCACACUACAAAGCCUUGUGUGCAGCCUCCGCCACCUACUGUGAGCACUCGCAUGGAGCGGCCACAGCAGCUCACACCACCAGGCCCUCAGGGCUACACCGCGCAGACGGCGAACAUGGCGGCCGCGGCGGCACAGCACGCGCGUGGAAGAUCCUCCUCACCCGCUUAUGUCGCAGGACCUCCGGGACACGUGACCACUCAGAGGCACGUGAUGUACGUUCAUCGAUGAGGCCGAUGAGUCCAGAUGAACCAAACGUUAGUUUAGUGGCAGCCAAUCACUAGCAAUCGCCAAAAGGGCAUAAAAA
Molecule: messenger RNA, 2537 nt
Organism: Durusdinium trenchii
Lineage: Eukaryota; Dinophyceae; Suessiales; Symbiodiniaceae
Source: the annotation of a GenBank genome assembly